CUAGAUUACACUGUCAACUCAAAAAGAUCUUAACUAAACUUAAAGUAAUCUUAAUAACACCUUAGCUUUGCUGAAUUUUAUUUAUUUAACGAUUAACACAUCACUUCAAAAUGCCGCGACGUAAGCCUACCACGAAAACCGAUGUCAUUGGAAGUUUGGAUCUCAAUCCCGAAGAUGCAGUCGGUGAAUAUCGCCUUUCGCUUCAGCAGGAGCAGUUCUUUGUUAAGCCACCCAAUUGGGACUCGGCUGGGGAUUCGAUUGAGAUGCUUUACAUAGCCAAUGUGAGGGAAAAUGAAUCCAUGUGUGAACUGCAACGUCAAUUGCUGCGCGAUGCCAAGCGACAGACUGCACUCAAUUAUCAGAGGAUACGAAAGAUGUACAAAAUACAGGAGCGAUUGCGCAAACGUUUCAUUGAGGUGAAUGGCUUUAUUAAGGACUGUGCGGACAAGAAGCGAUCUGCAGAUAAAGCCAUACACGACGAGACAGCACAUCAUAAAGAGUUAAUCAAGGACAUCAAUGAAUUUAAGAAUUCCGUAUCAGUGUUGAAUACAUUUCGACAAGCCUUGAAGGGAACAGUCCGUGAAUUUGAACCAUAUGAGCGCGUGUUAAAUGAUGUUGUAAAGAUAUCAGAUAUUUUUGUCUCUCCCAAGGACUGUAUGGAUCGCUGCGAUGCAUUGAUGCUUGCUCAAGUUGAAAUUAACAGGCUGGGCAAUAGGAAACUUUUGGAGAUUGAAGAAAUGCGUCAACGUAUGCUUAAGAUUACCAGUGAAGCGGCUCUUGCUGUUCUGGGUCUUAAAAACGAUUUAGCCAAACUCGAAAGAUCUUAUAAUCAAUCACGCACAUUGUGUCUUAAAUGGGAAAAGACUCUAAGUACCUGUAAGGAUUCGAUUAUAGGAUAUGAUUUGGACAAAGAUCGUACCUUAGAUGGCAUACAAACCAUAUAUCGUACAUUAUGCAAACGUCGCGAUAUAACUGCAAAGUAUCCUCGUUCUGCCAUGGAACCAGCCAUGGACUUUAUAAAGCGGGAAAUUGAACUUUUAAAUGCAGUUUUGCGUGAAAUGGAAACAACUGGGACCAAUAAGAGCGAGAAAACGGAAUUAAAUGAAACUGCAUAUUGUUAAGAUCUUAGCAAUUUUUAUGAAUUAAAUGUUAAAUGCUGAUAA
Messenger RNA from Drosophila willistoni, 1163 nucleotides. RefSeq lists its product as uncharacterized. Lineage: Eukaryota; Metazoa; Arthropoda; Insecta; Diptera; Drosophilidae. The transcript has 4 exons. The record is from RefSeq and is a predicted model, not a curated record. The coding region runs from base 111 to 1121 and encodes 336 amino acids.